AAUAGAAUACCAUAAUUUCUUUAAUUGAUCACCGUAUAUAUUUUAGUAAAAAAAAAGGAAUUUGAAAUUUUUCUUUGAAAGUGUAUAUGGACGAGUCAUCACACACUUCGAGACUAGAUCUAAAACAUAUUAAUCUUUAUUGCUUUAUCUUUGAAGACUGGACUUAAUUCCAUCUAUGGAGUUUGCAUCUUCUUCUUUAUCAUCAUCAUCUUCAUCCUUCUUAACAUCAGAACCCCAUUUCAUACACGAUGUGUUCAUCAACUUUGGUGGAGAAGACAUCGGUAGAAGGUUUGUUUCUCAUCUCCAUUCUGUCCUUUUACAAUCUCAAGUCAAAACUUUUAUUAGCCAGGAGAAUCUGCAUGAGGGAAUGAAGCUGGAAGAGCAGAUGCGAGCAAUAAGACACACUAAGAUUACAAUUAUCGUUCUCUCCAAAUCAUACACUGAAUCUCCUUGCUGUCUUCUUGUGCUUGAAAAAAUCAUUGAAUGCCACGAAACAUUUGGCCAAAUAGUUCUGCCCGUAUUUUACGAGAUUGACCCAUUGGAUGUACGUCAUCAGAAGGAUGAUUUUGGAAAAGCGUUGGAAGACACUGCACGCAGAAGCUAUUCAGGAGAACAACUGCAACAUGCGCCGUCCAGGUGGAGCAGUGCACUCAAUAGAGUUGCAGGUAUGACUGGUUGGGAUGACACAGAUUUUAGGCAUGAUGCAGAACUUGUAGAGCGAAUUGUUAGCCGCGUUAAGACAUUACUGGACUAUAAAGACUUGUUUAUUACCGAAUAUCCUGUUGGAUUAGAGUCCCGCGUGAAAGACGUGAUUAAAUGUAUUAAAAAUCAAUCCACCAAAGUGUAUAUGAUAGGAAUAUUGGGAAUGAGAGGGUCGGGUAAAACAACCAUAGCCAAAGCCAUCUACAAUCGAAUUUAUCGUGAAUUCAUUGCUAAGAGUUUUAUUGAGAAUAUUACUUAUGCUUGGCAUGCAGAAAAUAAAGAUGAAAGGUAUGUUGCUUUGCAAGAAAAACUUCUUUCUGAUUUCCUAAAAUUCAAGUUGGAGGUAAAACGCGUUGGGAUGAGAAGAACUAUGAUCGAGAAUAGUUUUUCUCGAAAAAAGUUGCUCAUUGUGCUUGAUGACGUGAAUCAAAUUGGCCAAUUAGAAAACCUAUGGGGGAGUCUUCGACGGUUCGGUCAAGGAACUGUGAUAAUCAUUACAACUAGAAAUGCUAGCCUGCUGAACCGACUCAAAGUUAAUUAUGCUUAUGAAACGCAUCGUUUGAACGAAAAUGAGUCACUUGAGCUUUUUAGUUGGCGUGCCUUUAGAGAAGCAAAACCAAGAAACAAAUGGAGUUUACUCGCAAGAAACGUCGUUGUUUGUUGUGGAGGACUACCGCUAGCUCUUCAGUUCCUUGGUUCCUGUUUAUGUGAUAGGACAAUAGAAGUGUGGGAAAGUGUAUUGUUGAAACUACAAAGAAUUCCCCCGAAUGAACAACUUCUGAACUUAUUAAAAAUAAGUUUUGAUAAUUUACCUGAUACGGAAAAGGAUAUAUUUCUGGAUGUAUGUUGUUUCUUUAUUGGCAAAGAAAGAGACUAUGUGACAGAGAUAUUAAAUGGCUGUGGACUACAUGCUGAUAUUGGAAUAACAUUUCUCAUAGAGCGUGGCCUCAUAAAAGUUGAAAGGAACAACAAAUUUCAAAUCCAUCCUUUGUUACAAGCCAUGGGAAGAGGAAUUAUUUUUCAAGAAUGCCCAGAGGAACCGGGGGAAAGGAGUCGAUUGUGGUCGCAGGACGUAAAAUAUGUACUGAAAGAGAAUACUGGGACAGAAGCUAUCGAGGGAUUGUCCCUGAAACUGCAUUCAACAACUAGAGCUUGCUUCAAAGCUCAUGCUUUUAAGAAAAUGAAGAGACUGAGACUGCUACGACUUUAUAAUGUGCAACUUACUGGAGAUUAUGGGAACAUUUCUGAACAACUGAGAUGGAUUUGUUGGCGAGGGUUUCCAUAUAAACACAUUCCAAGCAACUUUCAAUUGCAAAAUGUAAUUGCAAUGGAUUUAAAGUAUAGUCAUCUUCAACUCCUCUGGAAACAACCACUCUGGAAGCAACCCCAGGUUUUAGAGCGGUUAAAAUUCCUUAAUAUCAGUCACUCCAAAUACUUGAAAGAAACACCAGACUUUUCGAGACUACCAAGUCUUGAACAGCUCAUUCUAAAAGAUUGUCCAAGUUUGCUCAAGGUACACCAAUCCAUUGGUGAUCUCUCCAAUAUACUAUUGAUAAAUUUGAAGGAUUGCACAAGUCUAAGAUAUCUCCCAAGAGAGAUAUAUAAGUUGACAUCUUUAAAAACUCUCAUCCUAUCUGGUUGUUCGAAGCUUGGCUCUAUAGAUAUAACACAGGUGAAAUCCUUGGUAACUAUAAUUACUUAAAACACAACUGUGAAACAAGCGCCCUUUGAUGAAUUGUAAAGCUAAAAGAAUAUCAGAUAUAAAUCCCAACGUGAAUUUGAAGGAUUUUUGGUAAAUAUUUGUUGUUAGACUAGUAGCAUUCAUUUGUUGUUUGACUAAACUUUAGG
This is a messenger RNA of Vigna angularis (adzuki bean), 2550 nucleotides long. RefSeq names its product disease resistance protein RUN1. Gene Ontology annotation, molecular function: ADP binding. The transcript is spliced from 4 exons. Bases 176 to 2404 code for a protein of 742 amino acids. The record is from RefSeq and is a predicted model, not a curated record. Gene Ontology annotation, biological process: defense response; signal transduction. NCBI's taxonomy places the organism in Eukaryota, Viridiplantae, Streptophyta, Magnoliopsida, Fabales, Fabaceae.